AAAACAGCAGCAACACAAAAACCAACAACAGCUUCAACUCAGAAACCAACAACAGCUUCAACUCAGAAACCAACAACAGCCUCAACUCAGAAACCAACAACAGCUUCAACUCAGAAACCAACAACAGCUUCAACUCAGAAACCAUCAACGGCAUCAACUCAGAAACCAUCAACAGCAUCAACUCAGAAACCAACAACAGCUUCAACUCAGAAACCAACAACAGCAUCAACUCAGAAACCAACUACAGAAUCAAUUAAGAAAACAUCCCAUACAACAAAAACACAGAUAAUCAAAUCUCAGAAACCAACAACCCCAUCAACAAAUAAACCAACAUCAUCAACACCAAAAUCAACAACUGCUACAACUCAGAAACCAGAAAAAGCAUCAACACAGAAAUCAUCCGAUAUAACUAAGAAACAACAAAGAACAACAUUUCCAACAACCACCAUUAAAAAGAUAUAUUCAACAUCUGUGAAAAUCGAGAAAGUGACGAAUUCUCCCACGACAAGGAAAGUGAAGCCGAUAGUAAAUAAAAACAAAUUCGCUGAUUAUCCAAAUUCUUCAGGGUUAUCAGGAAUUAAUAAUAAGGUUCAUAGUUCUUGUCAGAAACGAUAUGAUUUUCUUAAUUUUAUUUUCUAUCAGUUUAUUUUACUUUUUCUAUAUUUUCUUAUAUAGAUACAUUUAUCGUGAUUGUUUUAAAAUCAUUAUACUAAGGAGUAUCUUACAUGUACACCUCCAUUUGAACUUUUUCAAUAAAAAUGCAAACAGAACAAUAAUAUAGAAAUUGAAGUAGUUUGCGUGAGUUGCUGCCAUU
Messenger RNA from Saccostrea cuccullata (small rock oyster), 814 nucleotides. Its product is annotated as mucin-13-like. The record is from RefSeq and is a predicted model, not a curated record. NCBI's taxonomy places the organism in Eukaryota, Metazoa, Mollusca, Bivalvia, Ostreida, Ostreidae. The transcript has a single exon. The annotation marks the transcript as partial.